UUAGGCAAUUCGUUAUUGGAGCGGCCACCAUUGACGUCGGACCGCGAAAACCAGUGAUUGGAGAUUACUCGCUGGCACCGGCAUACGUUAAAUCGACGUCUCCGGAGCCGGAGGGGAAAUUCUAGGGCAUUAGUUGGUUUUCAGUCAUGGAGGCACGUCAUGCAUCUCUAGGUCGACGAACGUUGGAAGAAAUUCGUCAAAAAAGAGCAGCAGAGAGAUUAAGCAAAGCUUCCUCAGGAUCAGAUCUACAGGCUUCGAAUGCGCAGGGCAUGGUUAAAUCAGAGAGCACAAAUCGGCUCUCCGAGAAGGACGUUGGUGCUUUGGUUGCUCAACUUAAAGACUUCGAGAAGAAAAAUAACGAACUCGAGGAAGAAAACAAGACAUUAUUAUCUAAGCUUCAGGCAAAGGAAGUCGAGAAUGAUACACUGCAAAAGCGUUUAAAUGAUUUGGAACAAAAUACUGUUCCAUCACUAAGGAAAGCUCUCAGGGAUGUGGCAAUGGAGAAGGAUGCAGCAGUUGUUACACGGGAGGAUCUAUCAGCACAGCUUCGGACACUCAAGAAACGUUUAAAGGAAGCAGAAGAAGAACAAUAUAGAGCUGAGGAAGAUGCAGCGGCCUUGAGAGCAGAAUUGAACUCAUUACAACAGCAAGCAAUGAUGAAUCCACUUGGAAGCAUUCCCCUUAUGGAUAAUUCAUCAAAUCAUAUGCAAGCCAUGGAAACGGAGUUGACCAAUUUAAAAUCUGAGCUGCAGCGAGAGUCAUUGCUGCGGCAGAAAGAGCAACAAAGAUUUGCUGAGGAACAAGCCCGGGUAUCUGCCCUCGUAUCUGAAAAGCAAGAACUGGAAGCAAAACUUGCAGAUUUAUCCAAGAAGGCCUCAGAAGAAACCAUGGAAGAAGCAUCUCAUAAGACAUUUUCAGUGCAAGACAAGGAGAAACUGGAGCAGCAAUUACAUGAUUUGGCAGUGAUGGUUGAAAGACUGGAAAGCAGUCGGCAGAAACUUCUGAUGGAAAUUGAUUCACAAUCUUCAGAGAUUGAGAGGCUUUUUGAAGAGAAUUCUAGUCUUUCAGCCUCCUAUGAAGAUGCGAUGGGGGUAGUGGUACAGUGGGAGAACCAGGUGAAAGACUGUCUUAAGCAGAAUGAAGAGCUUCGUGGCCUGCUAGAUAAAUUGAGAGCAGAGCAGGCUAAUUUGCUGCCUUUAAAUGAUAAUCUGAGCUUGUUGGAAGGUGGGAAAAAUGGUGCAAAUUUGCAGGGAAUGCAGGCAUAUACAGCUGAAAAUUUCUCUCUUAAGGGGCAACUUGCAAAAGAACAGAGCAAAGCGGAGGCACUCUCUGCAGAGGUCAUGCGGCUUUCUGCUCAACUUCAACAUGCCAUACAAGCAUAUAAUGGUCUUGCUCGCAUUUACAAGCCAGUACUACGGAACAUCGAGAGCAGUCUCAUCAAAAUGAAGCAAGAUGGAUCGGUAAGAGUCCAAUGAAUUGAGAGAUCAAACUGUUGUUUGAGACUGCCUUUUCAGGCCAUUCCUUUUGGAGGAUCUCCUCAUUGAAACUAUGUGGAACCAACAUUUUUGCAUUGGUGGGUUGUGGAUAUUUUUCCAAUAUAUAAAUGCGAUUGUUGUAGAAUGUGUGGCAGUGUGGGUUUUCUUAUUUUUUGUUUUUUUGGCAUAUUUUUUUUCCUCUUGUGGCUUUUCCUUUGUAAACUGACAACCUACAGGAGGAGCUCAGCUUACUUUGUACAAUCACAACAUGAUUAACACAGCUAAUGUGUGAUACCUAGUAGUUGGUGA
Messenger RNA from Nelumbo nucifera (sacred lotus), 1784 nucleotides. Its product is annotated as myosin heavy chain-like protein. The record is from RefSeq and is a predicted model, not a curated record. Lineage: Eukaryota; Viridiplantae; Streptophyta; Magnoliopsida; Proteales; Nelumbonaceae.